Messenger RNA from Rhizophagus irregularis DAOM 181602=DAOM 197198, 1874 nucleotides. RefSeq lists its product as uncharacterized. Lineage: Eukaryota; Fungi; Glomeromycota; Glomeromycetes; Glomerales; Glomeraceae. The record is from RefSeq and is a predicted model, not a curated record.
CAACAUAAAUUGUUACUAUAAUAGUGAUCUUCUAAUUUUGGAAUUUUAAUUCCUUUUUUAUCCUCAUUUAAUAAAGUACAAUAUAAAGGUAACGCAAAAAACGCCAAUAAAUCCAAAUAAUUUUUUUUUUUAAAAAAAAAAGGUUAAAAUUGGACAAAAGAAGUGAAGCUCUAGUUACAAUGGAAACUGAAUUUAGUAAAUUAAAUAUCUCUGAUGAAAACUCUAAUAAAGAUUCUAAUUUGGAAAACAUCAGCCAAAAAAAUUGUUCUUAUUGCAAUAAACCAUUUACCAAAGAAUUAUGGUGUAAAGAAUGUGAUCCAUUUAGAAUGAUUGAAGGUUGGACCAGCAGAAAUAAUGAUAUUGAUAAAUUUAUCAAAGACAUAAUUUAUGAUGCAAGAAAGUCUAAUGGUCGGUUUUAUGAUUUCAAAAUUCUUGAGUGGGUACCAUUUGAUAGAUUUGAGGACUUAAAACAAAUUGGUGAAGGUGGAUUUGCAAAAGUAUAUUCUGCAACAUGGAUUGAUGGUAAAGUAAAAUAUUUCAAACAAGAUGAUGGAAGUUGGAAAAAAAGAGAAUCAGAAUCUAUUAAAGUUGCUUUAAAAAGGUUAAAUGGAUCACAAAAUAUGUCAGCUGAGUAUUUAAAUGAGCUUAAAAUACAUUGGAAAUUUACUGUGUUGAGUGAUUUUUUAUUAAAAUUUUAUGGAAUAACUAAAGAUCCAGAAACUGAAGAAUUUUUGAUGAUUUUAGAUGUUGCACAGAAAGGAAAUUUGAGAAGUUUUCUUUCAAGUAAUUUCAAUAAAAUUUUAUGGAAUCAUAAAAUUGGACAUUUAUAUUGGAUUGCAAGUAAUCUUGAUGAUUUACAUGGAUUAGGAUAUUUUCAUAAAGAUUUUCAUAGUGGAAAUAUAUUACAAAUUAGUGAUUAUAAAUCUUACAUAUCAGAUUUUGGAUUAUCAGGACCAUCAAAUAAACAAAAAUCAGAUGAUAAAAUAUGUGGAGUAUUACCAUAUAUUGCCCCAGAAGUUUUAAAUAAAGAACCAUAUACAUUUUCUUCAGAUAUUUACAGUUUUGGUGUAAUUAUGGCUGAAUUAUCUUCUGGAAAACCACCUUUUUAUGAAAGAAAACAUGAUUUAAGUUUGGCAUUAGAAAUAUGUAAUGGACUCAGACCAGAAUUUGGAAAAGGGACUCCUGAAAUUUAUAAAAAACUAGCUUAUAAAUGUAUGAAUGCUAAUUCAAAUCAAAGACCAACAGCCAAAGAAUUAUAUGAUAUAAUAAGUUUUUGGUAUAAUUCUUUUGAUGAACAUUAUCAAGAAAUAGAAAAAUAUGGUUAUAAAGGAAAAGAAAUUAAGGCUAUAUUUGAAGAAGCUGAUAAAGAAAUACCAAAUAUUUCAACUACAUAUAAAAAAAUUUCUGAUGCAAUAUAUACUAGUAGAUUAUUUGCAUUCAACAAUUUAACAAAACCUGUUAAUUCAUCUAUUAUUACUUCAUAUCUUGAUGAUGAUGAAAAUAAUGAAGAUAAUCAAGAUUCUCAAUUAGUUGAUUUAGAAGUUUCUAGCUCAUUAUUACAAUCAAAAGAUGAUAUUAGUAAUGAAAAUAGCAUUGUUAACUAAGUCAUUUAUUUUAUGAUAUUUAAGCUUCUUUAUUUAUUCACUCAAAAUUACAAGUAUCGACCCGAUUUAAAAGUCAAGUCGGGUCAAAAUAACCCGGGUACUCGGAUUAUUCGGAGCAUUAAAAAUAACAGAUUGUUAGUAAUGAAAAUAGCAUUGUUAACUAAGUAAUAAUCAAACUGUUCAUUUAUUUUAUGAUAUUUAAACUACUUUAUUUAACAUUACUUUUUUUGAAUUAUUGUUUAUAAUUUAUAUUUUUUUCCUCGAUAAUUU